AUGGCCACUAAUGCUGCCCGCAAGUUGCCCCAACGGCGUGGAAUUGGCCAGCGUGUCAAGGCUGACGAAAACGCAAUGAGUAGACACUCCCGUCAUGGCUCGAUAGGUGCUUCAAGGUUUUCAGCAAAGGAGAACGCCUCGAAAGGCGGCGUUGUAAGACAAGCCUUGGGCGAGGUCACCGCCGUCGCCGUUAACCGCAACAAAGACCCAGUCCACAAGGCGGGCGUGGGGAAAGAGCUCAAGGAAGAAAUUGGCAUGAAGCGAGGAAGGUCAGAUUCAACCACCCUCGCCCAGCGCGUCCCGCUGGGCCCCUCCCGAAACCCCCCAAUGGCCAAUGUGCCACAGGCUACCGUCAACAUGCGUGUCCCUUCCGUCCGACCCAAGAUACCCGCCGCUAUUAGUAACAACCGCAUUUCGCGCUCCAGCACACUAGAGACAGUGGUCUACCAAGACCCCGUUCCCGCCGAGACCCAUGUCCGCAUGGAAGUUGAACAUGCAGAAGACGACGUCGGCCACGAGCAAGAGGUCGAAGCGAUGGUUGGCGUUGAUGUGGAUGACGUUCCCGAAACACCCGGUGCAGCACUUGCCUCGGAAGAGGACAAGCCUGAAAGAGUAUGGCCCGAGUACUCGACACAACGGGCCAAGCGAUUCCAACGCGAAGUCGACCACGUCCGCGAACGCUUUGAAGAUGAAGUUGACAUGUACGACACAACAAUGGUCUCCGAGUAUGCCGACGAGAUCUUUAAGUAUAUGGAAGAGAUGGAGGAUGAAAUCAUGCCCAACCCAGACUACAUGGAUGGUCAGAAUGAAAUCACCUGGUCGAUGCGACAGACGCUGGUCGACUGGUUGCUACAGGUGCAUUUGCGUUACCACAUGUUGCCCGAGACUCUUUGGAUUGCCAUCAACAUUGUCGACCGCUUCCUAACGAAGCGCGUCGUUUCGUUGGUCAAACUCCAGCUUGUUGGUGUGACUGCCAUGUUCGUUGCUGCCAAGUACGAAGAAAUUCUUGCACCUUCGGUGGAUGAAUUCGUCUUCAUGACGGAGAGUGGAUACACGAAGGAGGAGAUUCUCAAGGGCGAGCGCAUCAUGCUCCAAACCCUCGACUUCCGCAUCUCCCAUUACUGCUCCCCCUACAGCUGGAUGAGGAAAAUCAGUAAAGCCGACGACUACGACGUUCAGACGCGAACCCUGAGUAAAUUCUUGACGGAAAUUACUCUGCUGGACUACCGCUUCCUGCGAGUGAAACCCAGCAUGAUCGCUGCUAUUGGCAUGUACUGCUCUCGAAGGAUGCUUGGAGGCGACUGGAACGAAGCCUUCGUCUUUUACUCUGGCUACACGGAAGAGCAACUCAUUCCCGGGUUCGACCUCAUCAUCUCGAAGCUCGUGGAAGAGAACUUCUCCAAGCUGUACGUCUGCAAGAAGUAUGCCAACAAGAAAUUUCUCAAGGCAUCCAUCUUCGCCAUUGAGUGGGCGCACGCGCACCUCGAACGAAAGCACGAAACGAUGACUUUGGAGUGA
This is a messenger RNA of Coprinopsis cinerea okayama7#130, 1518 nucleotides long. RefSeq names its product cyclin. Gene Ontology annotation, molecular function: cyclin-dependent protein serine/threonine kinase regulator activity. Bases 1 to 1518 code for a protein of 505 amino acids. Gene Ontology annotation, cellular component: cyclin-dependent protein kinase holoenzyme complex; cytoplasm; nucleus. Gene Ontology annotation, biological process: G2/M transition of mitotic cell cycle; regulation of cyclin-dependent protein serine/threonine kinase activity. NCBI's taxonomy places the organism in Eukaryota, Fungi, Basidiomycota, Agaricomycetes, Agaricales, Psathyrellaceae. The record is from RefSeq and is a predicted model, not a curated record. The transcript is spliced from 5 exons.